Messenger RNA from Astrephomene gubernaculifera, 1393 nucleotides. The record is from the annotation of a GenBank genome assembly. Lineage: Eukaryota; Viridiplantae; Chlorophyta; Chlorophyceae; Chlamydomonadales; Astrephomenaceae.
CGACACCCACCUUCAUGCACUGCACGCUUAGCUGGUUUCAACGGAACAACUAGCGCUUUGCAAAGUAACCGACGAAGGAAACCGGGGUGUUUAGUAGCGCUCCUCUCUAGCAGCCCAUAUAAUGCUAUAGGUGAAGUAGUGCUACCUUUCAGUAGUUCUACAAAUUACUAAUCGGAUGGGUACCCGGCAACAGUCGCGCGCAGAUGGCCAGCAAGCCGCAUCCAACGCGGCGCAGCGGCCCAGGCGCUCGGCUCAGCCCAAAAACAAGUACGCCCCUCAAGUUAGUGAUUCAGACAUUGCAAGUAGUAGCAGUGAAAGCGAGGCUGAGGAGCAACAGCAGCGACCCCAGCGUGGUGGCCGAGCAGCCCAAAACCAGGCUGCAGCCAAGACCGCUUCCGCAGCGCCCAGCACCAGGCGCACCAGUCAGCGAGCAGCAGCUGCUGGCGCGGCUCCAGGCCGGUCGUCCCAAGCCAAGACAGGGACGAAAACCGCAGCCGCAUCCAGUGCAGCUGCUAAGAAGGCUGGGAAGGCAGCUGCCGCUGCAACUGACAGCAAGGAAGAUGAGGAGGACACGGACAAGGAUGUCAUAGUCAUCGACCAGGAGGAUGACGACGAGGAGCAGGAGGUAGAAGCCAAGCGGCCAAGCCGCGCUUGCGCAACCAAACAGGCGCCAGCACCAGCCCGGGGAGGUCGCAGCCGCACCACCACCUCCACCAGAGCUGCUGCUGCAGCUGCUGCCACCACCUCUGCAGCACUCCAGCCCGAGGGUGCAAGCCGGCGUCGGGGUGCUGCAGCCUCCGCUGCAAAAGCCGGUGAAGAUGGCGACAACGACGAUGAUGACCCCGAGCAAGACGAGGAGGACGUGGAGGAGGACGAUGUCGACGAUGACACCGCCGAGCCCGCUGCUGGACGAGGCGGCGCUUCUGCUUCAGGAGGAGCUCGUAGAGGACGUGGUCGAGGUGCGCAACCGCAGGUAGUGUCGACCGCUGUGGAAAGUCGCAAGCGGCUUUUCGAACUUCUGGAGCGGCGCAUUGGUGCGACGACUGGAGGCAACGGUGAUGAGGCGCGGGUGCAGUACGGCGACCUGCCGCCCAAGAACCCCACCAAGAAGGCCAAGCUGCUGACGGACCUCAGGUCCCAGUUCGACGACUGGCACAGCCGACUUCGGUCGAACUUCUCCGUCCUUCUGUACGGCUUUGGAUCCAAGCGGGGCCUGCUGGAGGAGUUUGCUCGGUUCCUGGCCGGACCCCGAAACAGGGGCGACUCUGCGGUCCUGGUCUUCCACGGUUACAAGCCUCGCUGCACCGCCCGCGACAUCGUCACCUCGGUCGCCACCGCCCUCACGCAGCGCUCCUUCAAGCACCUGGAGCGAGGAGGCGCAGCAGCAGCAGCC